AAUGAUCAUUUAUUAAGUUCACUUCGGAAGCUGACCAUCAUUUUGCCAGUGUAAGUGUAAUGUCCCAUCAACUGUAGUACUGCAGGCGUGCCGGGUGGAUCCAGAGGUCUCCGCUAGUGGGGCAGAUGAAAACACUGCACUAGUCUUUGCUGAGGUCAGUCUGUGCAGCGCCCAGUGCUGCUCUCCUCUUAACAAAAACACCUUAUUCAUACAAGCGAAAUGUCUCGCGUUCGACAUUUUAUCUGGAUAACUUUACUGUUUUCGUGUAGCGUUCAAGUAUUUCAGGCAAAACGGAUUUUCAAGUGCCCUUCAGGUUGCACUUGUACGUCUGAUUCUAUUAUUUGCGUCGGAUCAUCUUUCAUCCCUCGGGCUGUUCCGAGUGACAUCAACUCUCUGAGUAUUGUCAAUGGAAGCUUCCCAGAAAUCAAAGCAUCUAUGUUCUCCCUUAUACCAUCGCUGCAGUUACUGCUCCUUAGUUCAAAUUCCCUCUCCAACAUAAAGGAGGACGCAUUCUCUGGCCUUCCUCACCUUGAAUACUUGUUUAUUGAAGGGAACAAGAUCGAUGCAAUUAGCAAAUAUGCCUUCAGAGGACUUCGUGAUGUCACACAUUUAUCUCUGGCAAACAAUAAUAUGAAAACCCUCCCAAAAGGCUUGUUUGGUGAUUUGCAUUCUUUGAUCGAACUAGACUUGAGGGGGAACCUGUUUCAAUGUGACUGUGAGUCCAAGUGGUUAAUGCUAUGGCUGAAGAGGUCAAAUGCUACAGUCUCAGAUGUGUACUGCGCAGGGCCUGCAGACCUCAAGGGUCUCCUAAUGAAAGAUGUUCCUGAUAAACAUGCCAAGUGCAUCUCCACUGAUUUUGUCUCUCAUCAAAUCAUAAACACCCAGUCCAUGUCAGCUGAUAUUUUCUUCUAUAAAGAAGACAUUUAUGCUGCAUUGCCUGUGCCAGACUCAGACAGCUGCAUCAUCAUGGAAUGGGAUCACAUCGAGACCAAAUUCAGGCCUUUUGAUAACAUCACAGGACAAUCUGUUAUUGGGUGCAGGUCUGUGCUGAUUAACGAGCAGUCAUUUGUGAUUGUCACUCAGCUCUUCAAUGGCUCACGCAUUUACAAAUUCAACCAAGAGCAGAACAAGUUCACCAAGUUCCAAGCAGUAGAGAUGCUGAACGUGUCCAAGCCAAAUGACAUCGAGGUCUUCAGAAUUGGGGAUGAGCAGUUCUUUCUGAUCGUCGACAGCUCCAAAGCGGGCGUGUCCACCCUCUUCAGGUGGAAUGACACAGGCUUCUUCCCUCACCAGUUUCUUCAUGAGUGGUUUCGUGACACUGACGCAGAAUUUUUUGACCUGGAUGGCAAAGCUGCUCUCAUACUCACAAGCCGUUCACAGCCCCCCAUUAUUUACCAGUGGAACAAGGGCAACCAGAUGUUUGUUCUCUAUGAUGAGAUACCGAAUAUGGAUGACAUGGUUAGUGUGAAAGCCUUCAGAAUCAACAACAUCCUCUACUUAGCAAUGGCCUGCUACAUUGGAGAUUCAAAGGUCCUGAAGUGGACGGGUAAGAACUUUGUGGAAGUACAAGGCAUGCCCUCCCGUGGCGCAAUGGUCCUACAGCCCUUCAUGUUCAAAGACCAGCACUAUCUGGUUCUGAGCAGUGACUAUUCGUUCUCACAGAUCUACAGGUGGGACAAGGAGAAGCAGCUGUUCAUCAAGUUCAGGGAGGUCUAUGUUCAGUGGCCACGUUCUUUUACUCCACUCUCUACAGGUCAGCGCGACUUUCUCUUCGCUACCAGCUUCAAGGGAAAAUCGAAGGUUUUUGAACAUGUUUCAGUUGAUUACAGCUGAGGCCACAGAGCACUUACAGUGGGCUUUGGUGUUAUAGUGUAAUAUGUAAAGACAAAUGCUAAACAAACCCUUACUCCCUGAAUAUGUAUGCAAAUAACCCUGUCUUGGCCUAAAUACUGACCAAUGCAAUAAUAUAUGAGCAAAAAUGGUUGUGGAGCUAUUCAGUUUGCCUGGAAGAGUCAUAAGGUGGUGCAUGCCUGUUGUUUAGAAUUCUGUAAAGUUUUUUACACUUAUCAAAGUUAUUCAGCUGGCUUCACCUUAGUAUUUCAGUUUCCUAAAAGUGCAGACGUUAUAAGGCCAUGAAGAUACUGAUAAGGACACUCAUCCGUUACAAAGAAUUUUGCAUUAUGGUUACCACAAUAACAUGUACCAAUGACAUGUGUUACCAUGCUACCAUGCUUUUGGGAGAUCAGACCCUAAGUACGUUUACCUUUCCCAUGGGGUUGUCUGAAGCCAUGAUUAAAGCCACUCUAAGAGCCUGUUACCGUUACCAUGCUGAGACAAACCAAUGUCACCAUAGCUUUUUAAGUUGAUUUAAUGCCAUGCUGUUAGGUUUAGCAGUGCUGACCAAAGAUAACAUACCUAACAUGGAUAACACAGCCUAACAUGGAGCUUGAACAAUAGUCUGAGGCAUCACCCCUCCAAAAGUGGUGGGGGAAAAAAAAGAAAAUUCAUGUUGAUAUGUCAUUUUAAAUCUGGCAUCAUGUCCCUGUGGAAGUCCUUUUAAAUAGUUUGGCUAUUUAGACAUAUUUAAGAGUAAAUACUGUACAAAAUUCUAUAAAACAACCAACAAACAGGCUAACAUACCUGUCAAGAUUACCAGAGCAUUCUGGUCGAUCAUCUUUAUUUCUCCGAUUGACAAAAACAUCUUCCAUCUUACUUUUAGCUUGUAUACUUUAAUGCUAUGUGUCCUAAACUGAGCCCAACCUAAUGAAAUAUUAUAACUAUUCAAAGACUGCUGUAUGUCAGGGCUUCUAUUAGCCAUAUUUAAAAAUCUCCAAGUAUUAACCAUCAUGUUAGCUAUAUGUUACAAUAGAGAUCACGUGACAAAAGCCACGCGUAAGUAGAAUGAAUAUAUUAUAUAUCUUUAAAACGUGUCCUGCUCUUUUGGCGCUAAAAAUAAAUUCAUUGAUUAACUUCGGCCUGUACUGGCGCAAAAGCAUUAGGCAGCUACAAACACCGGCUGUCCAGACAGGUUUGUCGUCUUUCCACUUUCACUUCUCUGAGCAUAUUAGAUAGUGCUUCGCAAUUCAUGUACGAAAGCUGCUGCUUCUUGAGGAAUAUCCCACCCGCAGAUGAAAUGGAGAGUUGAACUGGUCACGUUAAUAUCUAGGACUACAUGUCGGCUCAUACCUAUAGGUUAGUGCUCCGAACAUGUGGUUCAAGUGCCCGCUCGUCCCCGCGGUUGUUUCACAGCAGCUGAAGGAACCAUGUGCUGCCCUGUACCCUACUCUACAUAGAGAAAGACAAAAUAAAUGUACCUUUCCAUGCUAUUCUUGGUGCUCGUUCAUGUUUUUGUGAAUUAAAGCGCGUUUUCCUCA
This is a messenger RNA of Electrophorus electricus (electric eel), 3374 nucleotides long. It is a transcript of the gene lgi2b, whose product is annotated as leucine-rich repeat LGI family, member 2b. Gene Ontology annotation, biological process: inhibitory synapse assembly. Gene Ontology annotation, molecular function: protein binding. Lineage: Eukaryota; Metazoa; Chordata; Actinopteri; Gymnotiformes; Gymnotidae. The record is from RefSeq and is a predicted model, not a curated record.